Messenger RNA from Thlaspi arvense, 1812 nucleotides. Lineage: Eukaryota; Viridiplantae; Streptophyta; Magnoliopsida; Brassicales; Brassicaceae. The record is from the annotation of a GenBank genome assembly.
AUGUUAGCGGAACAUGGAGCUACAGGGAGAGACAGGAUUUGCUCAUUCUCCUCCUUCCUACUCGUUCUUUCUCUACAAAUGUCUGCCUUUUCUCUACCUAAAGAUGAGCCUAUCGUGAAGCAUGAGCUUGAGAUCAGCUCCGCCAUGAAGAUCUGGAAUAUUCUGGUUUUUGUCCCGAUGUUGAAGCAAUUCCUCAGUAGACUUCCACGGAAGUCGUCCAAAUCUGACUUCAUUGAUGCGCCGAGGAGUGGUUCUGAGCACGGUUCGCCGUUGCAGCGCACGGCAAGUGGCAAUGUGGUUUCUUCUAGGUUAAACGCUGUCAAAAGGACAUCGUCUGCUGUGUUUCCAUCGACUGUAGUUGCCGGAAUCGAGCCUCUGUUAGCCUUCAAAGACGUUCCGAGCUCAGAGAGGUUAAGUCUCUUCAUCAGUAAGUUAAGUCUUUGCUGUGUGGUUUUUGACUUCAGUGACCCAAGCAAAAAUGCAACUGAGAAAGAUCUUAAACGUAUAACGUUGAUAGAGCUUCUCGACUUUGUUGCUACUGAUCCUCCGCGGUUUACUGAACCAGCAAUUUUAGCAAUGUGUAAAAUGUGUGCUAAUAACUUGUUUAGGGCACUUCCACCUAAUUAUCGAUCUAAAGCUGGUGGCAGUGAAAAUGAUGAAGAUGAACCGAUGUUUGAUCCUGCAUGGUCACAUUUACAAAUUGUGUACGAGAUACUGCUAAAAUUUGUAAUUUCUUCUUCCCUCGAAUCGAAGGUAGCAAAGAAAUACAUAAAUCAUUCAUUUAUUUUGAGUUUGCUCGAUCUCUUUGAUUCUGAGGAUCCUAGAGAAAGAGAAUGCUUGAAAACCAUUCUGCACCGAAUUUAUGGGAAGUUCAUGGUUCACAGGCCCUUUAUUAGGAAGAGCAUCAGCAAUAUCUUUUAUCACUUCAUAUUUGAAACUGAGCGGCAUAAUGGGAUUGCUGAAUUAUUGGAGAUUUUCGGGAGUGUAAUUAGUGGAUUUGCGUUGCCUCUAAAGGAGGAGCACAAGAUCUUUCUCUGGAGGGCUUUAAUUCCCCUACAUAAGCCAAAAUCUUUGGGUGUUUACUUUCAACAACUGUCCUACUGUAUUGCACAGUUCAUAGAAAAGGAUCCGAAACUGGCUAGCACGGUGAUAAGGGGGUUACUGAAAUAUUGGCCAGUUACAAAUAGUCAGAAAGAAGUGAUGUUCUUGGGUGAGUUAGAAGAAAUUCUUGAAGGAAUUAACAUGGGGGAGUUUCAAAAAAUAAUGGUUCCUCUAUUCUGGCGGAUCGGAUGUUGUAUCAACAGUUACCAUUUUCAGAGAGAAGCUUGGGGUCAUAACAUGUUUCAUGCAUCUUCAACUGUGAAGCUACCUGAAAGUAGAAGGAUCAAAGUGGUGGCUGAAAGGUCUCUUUUCUUCUGGAAUAAUGAUCAAAUUGUGAAUCUCAUUGCCCAUAACCGGCGCGUUAUCCUACCAAUCAUAUUCCCGGCACUGCAAAAGAAUGCUCAGAGCCACUGGAGCCCAUCAGUGCUCAAUUUAACCCUAAAUGUGAGUAAGAUGUUUACAGAGAUGGAUGAUGUGCUGUUCAUGGCAUGCCAUGCCCAUUUCAAGGAGGAGCAAGCUAAACUAAGUUUGUUAGAAGAGAAGCGGAAGGAAACAUGGGUCCAACUAGAGAAUGCAGCCAGUCACCAGCCAAUAAACACUGCUGUUCUGGUGGUGGGAAAUGCCAAAAGAGUGCAUGGAUGUAAGGAUAUUUAUGUAGCUGGCUUUUGGGUUAGGCCUGUUCACUUUUGUGAGGGAUGGAUGGUUCAGUGA